GGAAGCUGCUGUCAAAAUGCGAACACUCAGAUACAUGAGUUUUUAAACAAUAAGAAAUAUAUUUCACCGCAUUUGUUACCUAUUUUACUAUUCUUGUUAACUCUGGAGGAAGCUGUUGCUUUACUCGAGCUGUAUUUAGUUGUGAUGAUUAUUUCCUUCUCUUGGGCUGUUUAUUUUAUCUGCGUCUCGAGACCAGCCAUGGGAAAAAACUACAGAAUCAACUGAAGCACAGACAACAGAUGAAAAGUGUUAUGGCAAUACCGUCUUACUGAGGUGAGGCUCCGAAGAGGGAAAUAAUGGAUUUUUCGAAAUUCUUGGAUGAUGACUUCGAUGUGAAGGACUGGGUGAAUGGGGCCUUCAAAAUGGUUCAAAAAGAUGCCCCAGGGAAGGCGGACGGCCACGCAGCUACGCUGGUCAUGAAGCUCCAGCUCUUCAUACAGGAAGUGAACAAUGCCAUAGAAGAGAGCAGUAACCAGGCGCUUCAGAAUAUGCCCAGGGUGCUGCGUGAUGUGGAGGCUCUGAAGCAGGAGGCCUCAUUCCUGAAAGAGCAGAUGAUUCUGGUCAAGGAGGAUAUCAAGAAAUUUGAACAGGAUACAGUCCAAUCCAUGCAGGUCUUGGUGGAGAUCGAUCAGGUGAAGUCUCGCAUGCAGCUGGCCGCCGAGGCCCUUCAGGAAGCGGACAAAUGGAGCACUCUGAGUGCGGACAUCGAGGAGACAUUCAAGACACAGGACUUGGCUGUGAUCUCCUCCAAGCUCACCAGCAUGCAGAGCAGCCUGGCUAUGCUGGUGGACACUCCUGACUACUCAGAGAAGUGUGUACACCUAGAGGCUCUGAAGAACAGGCUGGAGGCCCUCGCCAGCCCCCAGAUCGUGGCCACAUUUAAUUCACAGUCAAUGGACCAAGCCAAGCUCUUUGUGAAAGUGUUUACAGAGAUUGACAGGAUGCCUCAGCUCCUUGCCUAUUACUACAAGUGCCAUAAGGGUCAGCUGGUCAGCGUUUGGCAGGACCUGUGUCAGAGUGAGCUGAGUCUCAGCAAGCAGCUGGCUGAGUUCUACGAUACGCUACUAUCUACCUGGCACUCACAGCUGCAGUGGAGCAGUCAGGUGUUUAAGAACCCCUAUGAGGUGGUUACGGUGCUGCUGAUCCAGACCCUGGGUGCCAUGGUGCCGUCUAUCCCAGUAUGCCUCAGCACAGCCAUGGAGCGUGCUCCCCAGGAGGAAAAGCUGGAGACCCUGCUGGAACUCUACCAGACUGCAGCCAACUUUGGGAAGAACCUGGAGGCUGCCAUGCUGCCCCACCUGGCUGAGAGCAACCUGCUGAAAGUGGGCGAGUUGGUUACUGCCUUGUAUGACCCGUACAAACCUUACCAGCUGCAGUACGGAGAGCUGGAGGAAUCCAACCUCCUUAUAACGAUCAGUGCUGUGCCCCUGGAACGUGGGGAGGUGAUAGACUGCGUGCAGGAGCUCAGCCACUCUGUCAAUAAGCUCUUCAGCCUGGCCAGCACAGCUGUGGACCGCUGUGUCAGGCUGACCGAUGGCCUGGCUGUGUGUGGGCUGCUGAAAGCUCUCAAAGCGCUAUUCACCAAGUACGUGUCAGAUUUCUCUGUUACUCUGCAGUCCAUCCGGAAGAAAUGCAAGCUGGAGGACACACCCAGUGCCUCUGCCUUUCAGGAAGAUUGGACCCCCUUUCAGAACUCUGUCAGAAUUAUUGCUACGUGUGGUGAGCUGCUGAGACAGUGUGGAGCGUAUGAGCAGCAGCUGUCAAACAGGAUCCUGGCCACGGCAGGGAAGUACCUGUCAGAGUCCUACAGCCCCCGCAGCUUGACUGGCAUACAGGAGACCAGCGCUGCGGACAGAAAGGCCUCCACCAAGAACCCAUGGCAAGAGUACAACUACCUGCUGAAGGGUGACACGGCUGAGUACGCCAGCCUAAUGGAGAUGCUGUACAACCUGAAAGAGAAGGGCACAGGUAACUCCAAUCUGCUGGCCGAGCCCCGCGCAGCCCUGACUCGCCUCAAUCAGCAGGCCAACCAACUGGCCUUCGACUCUGUCUUCUUGCAGAUCAAGCAUCAGCUCUGCCUGGUCUCUAAGAUCGAGAGCAGGAGCUCCAGUGGCAUGGGUGAGACACUCACAGAGGACCUGCCCACCUUCAGCCUGUCCCCACUAGAAUACAUUACCAAUAUUGGACAGUACAUUAUGUCUCUGCCUCUGCACCUGGAGCCCUUUGUAACACAGGAAGACCCUGCACUGGAGCUUGCACUGCAUGCUGGGAAAUUGCCCUUCCCUCCUGAGCAAGGUGAUGACCUGCCGGAGCUGGACAAUGCUGCAGACUAUUGGCUGGGCUCAAUCGCUAGGGCAACAAUGCAGACUUACUGUGAUGCCAUUCUGUUAAUACCUGAGCUCACCCCACACUCCACCAAGCAGCUGGCCACAGAUAUAGACUACCUGAGCAACGUGAUGGAUGCGCUGGGUCUCCAGCCAUCCCGGACACUGCAGCAGAUAGUCACCCUUCUGAAGGCCAAGCCUGAGGAGUACAGACAGACCGCCAAACCACUGUCCCGCAGACUUGCUGCCACAAUUGCUGCCAUGAGGAAUCUUGAUUACUGAAGGGGUGGGCGAUGACGAGACGGAACCUACCCAGAAGUCAGGCUGCCUAUUGCAGGCAGGGAGGGGUCACAAGGAGCUGAGAAACAGUGGGUGUUACUCGGUCGAACGUGUGAAGAUGUUGCUGACUCACUGACUUGCAUUUCUCAGACUUUAUAGGCAAGCUUAUGAAUGUCGAUCACAGUAGCUUGUGUGGGAAAAUCACCCUGUGCCCAAGCUCACUCGCAGCACAUGGUUUAAAAAGGGCAGCUGUUUUGGCUGCCUGCUGACGUUAAUUGACGGGUAGGGUCAGGGGCACUGGGACAAAUCAUGUGAGUUACAUUUUAAGAGGCAGAGGCCCUCUACUUUCACAGCAAAAAUAUCUCACUUUUUUGUACUGGAUGUGCAAAAAUGUUGUGUUUUAUCUAUAGCUUUUCAACACUGUAUAGCUACCCAGCUUUAGGUAUUAAGCACUGUGUAUGUGCCUAGCUGUGUGACAGUCUGAACAUUCUUGCCAUCUAACACUGAGUUUCUUUUUGUCAUUUAUUUUAAUUAAGUGGGUUUCUUAUGUGUUGUGUCAUUGUGUUAAGUAACUGAGCAAUGUAAAGUAGCCUCUAUGAUUUGAUUUAAACAAUUGUAAUAGUGAUAAUAUGGGGGCUUAAUAACAUUGAUUUGGUGGCUUCUGCUUUAUCCAGGUACAUCCUGAUUUUAAAUAAAUGGUACACUACCUUCUCUGCGUUA
Molecule: messenger RNA, 3323 nt
Organism: Megalops cyprinoides (Indo-Pacific tarpon)
Lineage: Eukaryota; Metazoa; Chordata; Actinopteri; Elopiformes; Megalopidae
Gene: cog7
Product: component of oligomeric golgi complex 7
Exons: 19
Coding region: 297-2606 (769 amino acids)
Biological process (GO): Golgi organization; intracellular protein transport; retrograde vesicle-mediated transport, Golgi to endoplasmic reticulum
Cellular component (GO): COG complex
Source: RefSeq, a predicted model, not a curated record